Molecule: messenger RNA, 1341 nt
Organism: Cicer arietinum (chickpea)
Lineage: Eukaryota; Viridiplantae; Streptophyta; Magnoliopsida; Fabales; Fabaceae
Product: histidine biosynthesis bifunctional protein hisIE, chloroplastic
Biological process (GO): L-histidine biosynthetic process
Molecular function (GO): phosphoribosyl-AMP cyclohydrolase activity; phosphoribosyl-ATP diphosphatase activity
Source: RefSeq, a predicted model, not a curated record
CAACAAAAAUUGCUUAGCGAGGUUAAGUUAUGAGUGUCUCUCUUUUUUGUCCUUUGUUUGGUUUUUGAAGUUGGGGCUCUUCAAAUCAAAUCCGGUCUACUACUGACUCCACCGUAUCAAUUCAUCACUACUCAUUCAGUUGAGCACCACAUGUUUGAUCAAAUGACUCAAAAUGCUGCUGCUGCAUCUUUAUAGCAAACUUCUUAGUCAAGUGGGUCUAAGAGGCGUUUCAAUUCAAUGGCUAUUUCCUAUGUUCACAUGCUUCAAUCGGCCGGAGGUUUCCAGAAGUGCAACCUCUCCUUUUCCAGCCAUGGCUAUCCCAAAAGCAGUUCCAGGACCCACCACUUAGCUUUUGCUUCUAUGCAUACAUCUGACCCUAAGGUAGACUCGUUGUUGGACGGUAUAAAAUGGGAUGAUAAAGGUUUGGCCGUGGCAAUAGCUCAGAAUGUAGACACAGGGGCCAUACUAAUGCAAGGCUUUGCAAAUAGAGAAGCCGUGGUUUCAACCAUAUCUUCUCGCAAGGCCACAUUCUAUAGCCGGUCACGAUCAACAUUGUGGACCAAAGGAGAGACCUCUAAUAAUUUUAUCAAUAUCCACGAUGUCUUUCUUGAUUGCGACCGUGAUUCUAUAAUAUACCUCGGGAAACCUGAUGGGCCUACCUGCCACACAGGGGCAGAAACAUGCUACUAUACACCAGUCUUUGACCUGUUGAAUGAGCAAGAGGCUGAAGGAAACAAAUUGGCAUUAACCUCUCUGUACGCAUUAGAGUCAACAAUCUCCCAGCGCAAGGCAGAGUUAGCUGAAGAAGACAAUGGAAAGCCUUCAUGGACAAAGCGAUUAUUACUUAAUGAUAAGUUGCUGUGCUCUAAAAUCAGAGAGGAGGCAAACGAGUUGUGUCAAACACUAGAGAAUAACGAGGACAAGUCACGUACUGCUUCAGAGAUGGCUGAUGUGCUCUAUCAUGCCAUGGUCCUGUUGGCACUGAAAGAUGUCAGAGUAGAAGAUGUUUUGCAGGUUUUGCGGAAGAGAUUUUCCCAGUCUGGUGUGGAAGAAAAGAGAAGUCGUGCGACCAAGAACUCGGUGGAAAAUUGAAUGUUCUUUGUCAAGUGAAGUCUAUAUUUCAAUCAACAUAUUUAGCUUCUGGUGUCAUAGUUGGAUGUACAAAACGUGUUACUGUGUGACUGCGGCUGAGUUGUGGUAACUAAAUAGCAAACUGCAAGUCUGUAAUAUCCUUUGUUUUUAUUUCAUAGUCCUCUUAGUCAUCAUUUUCCUAACUUAGAUUGUUGAAACUUGUUUCCUCCUGUUAUGUUGUUAAUUUAUUGAUUUUAGUUUUGACUCUUA